GACGAGGCUUUGUUCUAAGUCUUUAAAAAUGUUUGUUAAAAAGUGGUCAAAAUAAAUGACAUUACUAUUGAAAUCAUGUAUUUUAUUGGAUAAGUAUAGUCAUUUGGAGCAGCAAUUUGUUCUUGGGGAUAAAAUUAAAACAUGUAAAAAAAGCAUAACUGUCAACAUCAAACUUUCAUGACCAUAAAUAAUUGUUAUAAGUAAAUAUCCAAAUAUAAUAAUUUUUUAAAAAGCCUUUAAAGUGA
This is a messenger RNA of Paramecium sonneborni, 245 nucleotides long. Lineage: Eukaryota; Ciliophora; Oligohymenophorea; Peniculida; Parameciidae. The record is from the annotation of a GenBank genome assembly.